AAAAGAAAAACAGCCCUCUGAUGAAGAAAUACAAACGCUGGAUGAAUCUGCUUCUGAAUAUCAUGAAACUUUAAACCCUCGUAGGACGUUUAGUAUUUCUAACAGUACAUGAAAUAAAGCAAAAGGUGAUGUAAGUGUGUUUAAAAAGCUCAGUAACACUUCCUAAUGUACAUAGAAACCUUGUUUUUAUUUAUUCUCCAAGUUAUUUUGACAGUUUUUAUUAAUUAAAAUAGUGAAGUAUAUAACGACGUCAUCUGCAUACAGUGUAAUUUUAAUGCUGAUAAUUCAACCCUUUGAUAUUUAUACAUAAGUAUUUUGUAAUAUUCAGUUGCUGUUUGACGUGAUGUCCCAGUGAGAUUUUCCAUCCAAACACUGAAGUGAAAUAUUGCAUUUAGACCCUUUGAUGUAUUUCAAAAGUGUAGUAACAGGAUUCUUUUAGAGUUGGAAAUCGGGCAGACAGAGUGGGGUAUGACAUUGCGAUAAAGGAGCCACAAGCUGGACUUGAACCCGCGUUAGGAGGUUUGUAGCCUCUGUCUAUAUGGGCCACGACCUAACCACCAGGCCAUCUUUGCCCGACUCAGUUUGUAAGGACGGCGGAGAGAAGCUUUGUACGCCUCAUUUGGUCUGACAAUUGUCAAAAUCAACCGUUUACCUUGUAACGACUUCAUUUCAAUUUCAGUUUAAUUUGACUAAAACAAACACAUUAAAAUGGAUUAAAAACUCACUCGUGGUCUGUUCAGCAGUGUUUUUUGCACUGAAGUGAGACACGGUGUGAAUUACGCAGGCGACAAACUGAUGUUUGGAUCCGGCACGAGGCUGACAGUUCAAACCCGGGAGAAGCACGAGCCGUCUUACCACAAACUGCAGGGAAACGACUCGGCGGCGUGCCUCGCCACCGGAUUCACCCAAAUCAACGAAGUGAACGAGACGCUUUUCAAAGGCACGGAGGCCGUCAGGAUAUCCGACGGGUCUGUGUACACCCAGGUUGCUGUCCUAACAACUGAAGACAAAAAACAAAAAUGUGAUGAAUUGGCGGCCAGCUCUGGUGACUGUGGAGAUCCUUUGAAUCGAGACCCGAUGGUCAACCUGAUGUCUCUGACCGUCGUUGGCCUCAGGCUGAUCUUCAUCAAGACCAUCAUCUUCAACGUCCUGAUGACCUUCAAACUGUGGAUGAGUCAGUAAACUUUGCAGACGGCCGACAGAGAAAAGCUCGAGUGCGAGCUGCUGGAUUCAGAGAAAGACUCCGAACCUUCGGCUUCAUGUCGUCUUUUAUUUGUAUGAUGUGUAAUUAAUUGUAUAAAUAUCAAAUUACCUGAUACUCUGUUUAUAUAAUCUUACGUUCAAAGCCUUCUAAUGUCGUCUCUGUGAUGUUUGAAAACUAGAUUUGUUGCUUCUGAUGAAUUUUUGAUCUCUCUGUUAAUAUCACAUUUGAAUGAUUGUCUGCCUUAGUAAAAAAUAACUCAAGAAAUGUUUUUAAAACUGCUCUCUGUGUGAUGAUGUGAAAUAAAGUCUGAAAUAAUAAAACAC
This is a messenger RNA of Labrus bergylta (ballan wrasse), 1527 nucleotides long. Lineage: Eukaryota; Metazoa; Chordata; Actinopteri; Labriformes; Labridae. The record is from RefSeq and is a predicted model, not a curated record.